UACGGGGAAAAAAACAUUGGACGAUUGUAUAUUGAAGGGCUUUCACAACAAGCAGUUCCAAGUGCUGUUGCUAUUGACUCAGGUCAGUGAGCGAGUUGGCAAAUCUGUUUUGCUUGUUCGCGCAGAGUUAGCUUGCUGGCUAACCCAGCUAGCCAGUUACCCAGGUCUUUAAACGAUUAAACUAUCGCCCGUCUGUUUAUUUUUUUUCAACCAUGGCGCUGCGAGCCAAGGUUUUAUAUGACUUUAAUUCCGAAAACCCUGGUGAGAUAUCAGUGAAGGAAAAUGAAAUUGUUUCUAUAUACAGCGAGAAAGACAUUGAGGGUUGGUUGGAGGGAACGAACAGUAAAGGAGAGAGGGGUCUGUUUCCUGCGUCUUAUGUAGAAAUCCUGAGAAACGGCUCGUCCACGUCGUAUAACAACAAUAGCACAUCUGGAGAUGUGUAUCAGGGCGCGCGGUACGCCAACAUUCCCACUGGAGGUUUUGACGCGUCUUACAAAAUCCAAGUUGAUAACUACAAUAAAGCGCCAGCAUCCAGUUUCUCAACUUUCGCUGGGGCACCUCCACAUCAGCAGCAAUCGCAACAAAACUAUCCGGCCAGUCAAGGGAGCGACGAUGACUGGGAUGACGACUGGGACGACAGCUCCACCGUCGCGGACGAGCCAGGAGUUGUUAGCGGAGGUUUUCACGAUUUCGACGGCAACGGAGCUUCUACCUACAGGGUGUCAACGUCGUCUAUGGCUCGUGGGAAUGCACAGCAAGCCAAGAGUUCGGCAACUGUCAGCAGAAAUCUGAACAGGUUCUCCACUUUCGUGAAGUCAGGAGGUGAGGCGUUUGUGCUGGGCGAAGCGUCUGGCUUUGUGAAAGACGGAGAUAAGAUCUGUGUGGUGAUGGGACAGUACGGACCAGAAUGGCAGGAGAAUCCAUACCCGUUCACCUGUACUAUUGACGACCCGACCAAACAAACCAAGUUCAAGGGCAUGAAAAGUUACAUCUCUUACAAACUCACACCAACCCACACUCAGAACCCAGUAAACAGGAGAUACAAACAUUUCGACUGGUUGUACGCCAGAUUGGUGGAAAAAUUCCCCGUCAUCUCUGUCCCUCACAUACCAGAGAAACAGGCUACAGGCCGCUUCGAGGAAGACUUCAUUUCUAAAAGAAGGAAAGGGCUCAUCUGGUGGAUGAACCACAUGACGAGUCAUCCGGUGCUGGCCAGGUGCGAUGUGUUCCAACACUUCCUGACCUGCAGCAGCACGGACGAAAAGGCUUGGAAGCAAGGGAAGAGAAAGGCAGAGAAAGACGAAAUGGUGGGGGCGAACUUCUUCCUCACCAUCAGCACCCCGGCCGCCACGCUCGACCUCCAGGAGGUGGAGAGCAAAAUAGACGGGUUCAAAGUCUUCACCAAGAAGAUGGACGACAGCGUGAUCCAGGUGAACGCCACGCUCAGCGAGUUUGCCCGCAAGCAGAUCGCCGGCUUCAAGAAGGAGUACCAGAGGGUAGGGCAGUCGUUUAAGCACCUCAGUCAAGCCUUCGAGCUCGAUCAGCAGGCGUACUCCGUCGGCUUGAACCAAGCCAUCGCCUACACCGGGGAGGCCUACGAAGCUGUCGGAGACUAUUUCGCUGAGCAACCAAAACAAGAUUUGGACCCCAUCAUGGACCUCUUAGCUCUGUACCAGGGACACCUCGCCAACUACCCUGACAUCAUCCACGUACAAAAAGGAGCGCUGACGAAGGUGAAGGAGAGCCAGAAACACGUGGAGGAGAAUAAGAUGGAGAGCCAGCAGGCGGAGGGGAUCAACGAACGGUGUAACAUCAUCUCUUUCGCCACCUUGGCCGAGAUGCAGCACUUUCACCAGAUCCGCGUCAGGGACUUCAAAGCUCAGAUGCAGCAUUACCUUCAGCAGCAGAUCGGGUUCUUCCAGAAGAUAACAGGCACACUGGAGGAGGCUCUUCGCAAAUACGACAACGCCUAAAAAAAAACAACAACAAAAACAAAAACAAAAAUCAGACUGCCCGUUGGAUUGUGUUUUAACGUCCAGCGGUGACUGCCCAGCCCCAGAGUCCCCCGCUUUAGCGACGCAACGUGACGGCAGAGCCAGACCGCAAACACUCCUCUCUGAGUGCUGAGCUCCAGAGAAACACCUUCCUCCCAAACCUGAAUGUCUUUGGGUGCUGCUGCCGCUGCUCUGUCAAGGGGCGGG
Messenger RNA from Chanos chanos (milkfish), 2201 nucleotides. RefSeq names its product sorting nexin 18a (gene snx18a). The record is from RefSeq and is a predicted model, not a curated record. Gene Ontology annotation, biological process: endocytosis; protein transport; cleavage furrow formation. The transcript has 2 exons. NCBI's taxonomy places the organism in Eukaryota, Metazoa, Chordata, Actinopteri, Gonorynchiformes, Chanidae. Bases 213 to 1973 code for a protein of 586 amino acids. Gene Ontology annotation, cellular component: cytoplasmic vesicle; plasma membrane. Gene Ontology annotation, molecular function: phosphatidylinositol binding; protein binding.